UGCUCAGAGCGAAUGCAACCUCUCUAGACAGCAGUAUGAAGUAACAGUCCGCACGUUGUUCGCACUCUGGAUGGUACUGGGAUGUAUUUUGGAAGAGGGGUCGGGUAGCAGGGCCCACCAGCAUCACCGCCACUGAGCCUGACAUGAAUGAUAAGUAAAAGACCUCUGUCAAAAGAGUGAACAGCGUCGGAAUGCGCACAAGUCUGCAGGGCUCGCACCCAGGCUUCUCCCAACGGAAUUUAACAUCUUGGACCUACCUCGAUUUGUUUGUAAACACCCAAAAUCAAUAGAAACAAACUAGGAGAGUGAUUAAAUUGAUUCAGCAAUUUAUUUUUUCUCAUAAUCACUUAGCCCCCCUUUUGAGUGGGGAGUUGUUUUUUUGGGUGUGUUUUCUUUUGUGAAGCGCGAAGACAAACUUCUACAAUGGCACUGGUUAUGGAGCCUGUGAGCAAGUGGAGCUCCAGUCAAGUGGUCGAAUGGAUGAAAGGUCUGGAUGACUGCCUGCAGCAGUACAUCAAAACCUUUGAGAAAGAGAAAGUAGGAGGGGACCAGCUGCUGCGCAUCACCCACCAGGAGCUGGAGGAUUUGGGAGUAUCCAGAAUUGGCCACCAGGAGCUCAUUCUAGAAGCUGUGGACUUACUCUGUGCUCUGAAUUACGGGCUGGAGACUGAGAAUCUGAAGACACUUUCUCAUAAACUCAGUGCAUCUGCCAAAAACCUGCAGAACUUCAUCACUGGCCGGCGGCGCAGUGGUCAUUAUGAUGGCCGAGCCACUCGCAAACUGCCCAAUGACUUCCUUACCUCUGUGGUGGACCUCAUUGCUGCUGCCAAGAGCCUUCUUGCAUGGCUAGACAGGUGCUCCUUCUUUUUCAGGUCUCCAUUCGCUGCAGUGGCAGAUUACUCCGUGACCAGAAACAACGUGAUCCAGCUGUGUCUUGAGCUCACAACAAUUGUACAACAGGACUGCUCUGUGUAUGAAACAGAAAACAAGAUCCUCAAUGUGUGUAAAACCUUGUCUGAAGUGUGCGACCAAAUUAUCACUCUUUCUUCGGAUCCGAUGGUGUCCCAGUCUGCACAUUUGGAAGUUGUGCAGCUAGCCAACAUAAAAUCCACUGAAGGCUUGGGCAUGUAUAUCAAGUCGACGUAUGAUGGUUUGCAUGUGAUCACCGGGACCACUGAAGGAUCCCUGGCUGACCGCUGUAAGAAAAUCCAUGCUGGAGAUGAAGUCAUUCAGGUCAACCAUCAGACAGUGGUGGGCUGGCAGCUGAAGAACCUGGUGAACCUGCUGCGUGGGGACCCUGCUGGUGUCACCCUAACCCUGAAGAAACGCCCACAGAGCACACUUACAUCAACACCUGCUCUGCUCAAAAACAUGAGAUGGAAGCCAUUAGCACUUCAGCCAAUCUUCCCUCAGAGCCCCAGCAGCAGUGUCGCUACGCCCACUAGCACUUUAAGCACACCUUCCAGGAGGAGUAGCUGUGCCCUGCAGGACCUCUACAUCCCUCCUCCUCCAGCAGAGCCCUAUACUCCCAGAGAUGACAAAGGAAACCUGCCAGAUGAAGAGCCUCAGGCGGACGUCCAUGCUGCAGAGGGAUCUGAGUCUCCAAAUUCCUACCUAGACCAGGAGUGCCGGCGCCAAUUUCCCCUGGUGGAGGAGGAUGCUAUCCUCUACUGUUACGAGUAUGACCAGAACCGAGAGGUGCCAUCAAUCCGCAGAGGGAGCACUCCCACCUAUGGCAGGCUCAGGCCCAUCUCAAUGCCACUGGAAUACAACUGGGUGGGAGAGAAUGAGGACCUGGCAAAGCUGAGGAGAGAGAGCAGAAGAGAGAAUUCUCUUAUGCGUUUUGCAAGUGAAGACAAACCUCCUGGGGAGAACUUCCUGCUUGGCCGCAGCCUGAGUCAGAACAGGAGAAAGACUGAGCGAGGAAGCAGUCCCACACAUUACACUCUCGUCCCUGCUCUCCAGAUGCAAGUCUCCCUGUCCACCUCCAGCUCCGACUCUGCAUCCCUAUAUCAUGUGUUUGAGCGCUCCUCGCUGCUGUCGAGAUCCAAGAAGAAGAGUAAAGCUGGAAGUCCCAUGUCUUCAAUCAGCAAGCGACGAAUUUCUUGCAGGGACUUGGGGCAGGGGGACUGUCAGGGUUGGCUGUGGAAAAAGAAGGAUGCUAAAACCUAUUUUUCACAGAAGUGGAAGAAGUACUGGUUUAUCCUGAAAGACACAUGCCUGUAUUGGUACAUGAAUGAAGAGGAUGAGAAGGCAGAGGGCUUUGUCAGCCUCCCAGAAUUCAAGAUCGAUCGUGCCACUGAAUGCAGAAGGAAAUAUGCAUUUAAAGCUUGCCAUCCGAAGAUAAAGACCUUCUACUUUGCAGCAGAAAAUGUAGAUGACAUGUCCCGGUGGCUGAGUCGUCUCAGUAUGGCAGUCACAGGCUACGCUGAGCAGGAGAAUAUGCACCAGGAUCAGGAUUACUGGAGCGAGAGUGAUCAUGAGGACAUGGAGAUGCCCCCAAUGCCUAAACAGGACAGUCCACCGCCACCUUAUGAUACCUAUCCUCGAGCAUCCUCAGUGAGUCCCUACCUGGAGCCAAAACGCAGCCAUCUUUCCUCUUCUGACACGUUCCAUUCACGCUCCUCUCAUGAGGAGUUCCACUCUGAGCCUCAGGAAAGCAGCAGCAACAACAGCAUAUCCCCUGGGCAGAAGACGAGCAGCCACCGAAACUCUUGGCAGGACCAGAUGGAGAGCAACACAAGAAUGCACUACCUCCAAACAUAUCCUGUGGAGGAAUCCUUGCAGCCUGAAGACAGAGACCAGCUGGCAAUGGAGUACCGAAGGCAGUCCACUCUGCCUGCACAGCGCAGCCUGCUUCAAGAACAGUACAGAGCCCUGCCACUGCCCCUCAGAGCCAGUAUUGAUUCAGAUGCAGGAGGAAAACCUCGCAGCUUCACACUUCCCAGGGACAGUGGACUUCACGCCAUCCUGGCAGCCACCGCUGCUGCAUCAGAUCAGAGAGAACCCCAACAUUACCAGCUGGAUCAUGCCAGAGCAACAGGUCAUGGACGGGAUUGCAGAAUGCAGACAGACUCGCUUGUAGAUUUGUACCGAGCUCUGGAGCAGACCAAUCUGUCCACCUCUGCUGACCACAGAUCAGCCAGCCGCCUGGAGUACAAACGCUCCUUUGUCCGCAGAGUUAAUGACCCCCUCCUAAAUGACAAGCUUCAUCGCUUGCGUAUCCUCCAGAGCUCACUGAAGAAUGUUCCUCUUCAAGACAGAAAUCGGUCCUUGGGAUUUUUGGGGUAGUCUGGUGAAGAUCAUCUCCACAGAAUCAUCUCUGCUUGUGCCUCAUGCUGCCAGCUUCCCCUUGCUGGAGAUGAAAGGCACCAAACACCAUCUUUUUCCCACUUAGCUAUCCGUGUCUGCUCUUUUUAUUGCUCUUUUAACUUCACUCAGUGUGCAGCAGCACAGAGUAUUGAUGUCCCUCUUUACCUCAUCUCUCUUUUGUAAAAAUGAGGACUCUGACAAAAGGCAAAAAAAGAUGUCUGAUUUAAUGAAAUAACUUGAAGAUUCACAGGGUUUAUGGCAAAUAAGCACUUUGGGCCAUGUCAGAGAUUUAUCUGAGAGCUUUUGAAAUCAUAACUCAAAUGCAAGGCCACUUCCAUGCAGUUGUGUAAAGCUGCACAUUCAAAGCAAUUCUGAUAUACACACCAUUUCAUUAUGCAUGUAUGUUUGAUUCAUAGUAUGUUUGUUCAAUGAGUGUACAGGGUGUGUGUGUGUAUAUAUAUAUAU
This is a messenger RNA of Melanotaenia boesemani (Boeseman's rainbowfish), 3777 nucleotides long. RefSeq names its product connector enhancer of kinase suppressor of ras 2-like. The transcript is spliced from 22 exons. Gene Ontology annotation, cellular component: membrane; cytoplasm. Lineage: Eukaryota; Metazoa; Chordata; Actinopteri; Atheriniformes; Melanotaeniidae. Bases 424 to 3291 code for a protein of 955 amino acids. Gene Ontology annotation, biological process: regulation of signal transduction. Gene Ontology annotation, molecular function: protein binding. The record is from RefSeq and is a predicted model, not a curated record.